Molecule: messenger RNA, 745 nt
Organism: Scomber scombrus (Atlantic mackerel)
Lineage: Eukaryota; Metazoa; Chordata; Actinopteri; Scombriformes; Scombridae
Gene: vcpkmt
Product: valosin containing protein lysine (K) methyltransferase
Exons: 5
Coding region: 1-669 (222 amino acids)
Biological process (GO): peptidyl-lysine methylation
Cellular component (GO): cytoplasm; cytosol
Molecular function (GO): protein-lysine N-methyltransferase activity
Source: RefSeq, a predicted model, not a curated record
AUGGCGGCGGAUGGUGACCAGAGUGAUUAUUUUGUGAGAGAAAUUGAGAAAAACGACGGUUUUACCUUGAAAGUGAAUCAGUGCUACAUGGGAGAUGUUGGCUGUGUGGUUUGGGACGCAGCCAUCGUUCUUGCAAAGUAUUUAGAGACAAAACAGUUUUAUGAGCCAUCCACAGGAAUGAACCUGUGGGCUGACAGGAGAGUGGUGGAGUUAGGAGCUGGGACAGGAGCAGCUGGUUUAAUGGCAGCGACACUAGGAGCUCAAGUUACUGUGACAGAUCUGGAGGAUUUGCAGACCCUGAUGAGAGUGAACAUCAAAGACAACCAAAAACUCAUCAGCAGUGGAUCCAUAACUGCCAAGGUACUGAAAUGGGGUGAAGAUGUGUCUGACUUCCUCCCACCUCCACACUACGUCCUUAUGGCAGACUGUAUCUAUUAUGAGCAGUCUAUUGCUCCACUGGUGGAGACUUUGAAACUCCUCGCAGGACCAGAGACCUGCAUUAUUUGCUGCUAUGAGCAACGCACUGAGGGCGUCAACCCAGAAGUGGAAAGGAAGUUUUUUAAGUUGCUGGAGCAAAACUUCAGCUGUGAAGAGAUCCCUUCAAGCAAACAAGACCCAGAGUUUAACAGUCCAGACAUCCACAUCCUGCACAUCAGAAGAAAAGUUUGAGUUUGUGUGAUGAACUAUGUGCCAACCUAAUACCCCACGAAAAUGAGACUGUGGAAUAGAAAUGUUAAAAGUCUGU